AUAUGCAAUACAUCAAACACUGGUGCGUGGUCCAUGGUCUGUACGUAAACAAAAACUCAAAUUGUUGUGAAUACCUGAAAUAGCCGACAAACCACAGGUGGGCGGGGCCUCAGUGGCCUGAACCAAUAACAAGGCCGCUGCUGGACACCAUGUGUGUUGUUGCCAUGGUAACUAUAAACAGAAGAAACACAAGCAGAACUAGUGCCAUGUCUGACGUUGGAUCAGAGGAGUUUGAGGAGGAAAACAAUAAACUGGGGGAGUAUGUAGGAGACAGGAACGAAGCAGGAGAGAGACAUGGACACGGCAGAGCUGUUCUUCCUAAUGGAGACGUCUAUGAAGGAGAGUAUGAGAACGGGAAGAGGAACGGACAGGGGACGUACCGCUUCAAGAACGGGGCCAGAUAUGUGGGAACCUACUUCCAGAACAUGAAACAUGGACAGGGAACCUUCAACUAUCCAGACGGCUCCAAAUAUGAAGGCUGGUGGGUGGAGGACGUGAGACAGGGUCAUGGCGUCUACACCUACGCCAACGGAGACAGCUACGACGGAGAGUGGCAACGGCACCUCAGACACGGCCAGGGAGUCUACCACUACCAUGACACGGGCUCCAAAUACCGAGGAUCCUGGGUAAACGGAAACAUGGAGUUAUCCGGAGAGUUCCUCCACAGGGACCACAGAUUCCAGGGGAACUUCAACAACAACAGGCCCCGUGGUCCUGGAAAGUUUGUAUUCCCUGAUGUCAGCUGUGAGCAGCACGGUGACUGUGUCCAAACGCCGCAGGACGAGUCUGAGGCUGAGUGGGAAGUCAAGUGGGUUCCCAGGUGUCUCAGUGGACUGACCCUGUCCACCCCAGUCUCCGUCCACACAGGUCAACAUUAACACUUUGUCCAGAACUUAAUCCCAGGGUUGCUGUGGACAAAGAACCAGUAGCAGAAGAAGAAAAAGAAGAAGAGACAUGAUCAGUGUUUUCAUCUGAAAAUCUUUGUGUAAAAUAAAAAAACAAAACUCUAUCAAUAAACUCUUUGUCGACAAACGGCUGGAUUUUCCAGAUUACAGGACUCCAAACACCAACUUUGUUCAUAGACGUACAGUUGUUCCUCUCCUUUUCUUGUAGUAUUCUUCAAUUCCUUGUCACGUGAAAAAGACGGGGACACAGCGGUAAUAUUAAAUCCGAACAAUAGGGGGAGCCGUCAAGCUAGAAAUAGAAAAAAGCAGCUCAGGUUCACUUCAGACACCUCAAAACCGGCCCUAAAACGGUCCAAUAAUGUAAUAAUAAUCAGUUCUGGGACAUACAACAGCAGACACUCUCAACAGCAUCGUCAUUGGACCCAUUUGAAUAUUAUUGCAGGUGGAGCUGAUUCAAAAAGCACAGUAACAGUACCAUUUUUGACCCUCUUGUUGACUAGUUUUAUUUUUAGAACAUACCCCACGGGCACCUUAGGUAGUCCAUGGGGGCUACCAGAUGCCCCCGGGCACCACGUUGGUGACACCUGACAUAAACAUUGACGAGCGCACUCUACUGGUGAAAUCUGUCAUAGUCUAUUCCAUGUACUGAAAUGUGACACAUUUUCAUGUCGCAGUGGUUUAAAGUCUGAACUUUAGUUUCAGGACAUAUUCAAGAGUUUUUAUGUCUUUUUUGUUUUGUUGUUUUUAAUACAGCCAUUCAUUAGUUAAUGUUGACGUCAAUAAAUAUUUAAUUCUUAAAACAAAUUUAAUUAAUUGGCAUAUUUAUAUAAAUGUAUUUUUGCAAAUGUCAGAAGUAUGCAACUUUUAUAUAUAUAUUUUUAACAGACAUUUUUAGACAUUCUGAGGACUGUUGGCACUUGUCGGUGCAUAAACUUAAAUUAAAGGAUUAAAACACUAGAUUUAUCUAGCAGUAGGUUUGAAGCUUGGUUU
Molecule: messenger RNA, 1895 nt
Organism: Cynoglossus semilaevis (tongue sole)
Lineage: Eukaryota; Metazoa; Chordata; Actinopteri; Pleuronectiformes; Cynoglossidae
Product: radial spoke head 1 homolog
Exons: 8
Coding region: 150-878 (242 amino acids)
Biological process (GO): axoneme assembly; spermatid development
Cellular component (GO): nucleus; motile cilium
Source: RefSeq, a predicted model, not a curated record